Messenger RNA from Carcharodon carcharias (great white shark), 2889 nucleotides. RefSeq names its product DET1 partner of COP1 E3 ubiquitin ligase (gene det1). The record is from RefSeq and is a predicted model, not a curated record. Gene Ontology annotation, molecular function: ubiquitin-like ligase-substrate adaptor activity; ubiquitin protein ligase binding. Lineage: Eukaryota; Metazoa; Chordata; Chondrichthyes; Lamniformes; Lamnidae. Gene Ontology annotation, cellular component: nucleus; cullin-RING ubiquitin ligase complex. The transcript is spliced from 5 exons. The coding region runs from base 224 to 1882 and encodes 552 amino acids. Gene Ontology annotation, biological process: positive regulation of proteasomal ubiquitin-dependent protein catabolic process; protein ubiquitination.
UGUUGUUAGAAGUAUAACUCCUGGGCCACUCAAGCCAGGCAGGUGGAAAGAUAGGAGCCAGACUGAAGAUAGCCACUGGUCCUAUUGGUUGGGACUGAGUCAGACUAACGACUUGUCCAUUUAAAAUUGUCUUCCUUAUGAAAGGCAGUCUGCUACAGAUGUAACUGGAAAUUCAUCAUAUACUGGAUGUAUGGCAAGAGACAACAUGUGGUGAUGGCUGAGAAUGGAUGAUGAUGAACCUACCAUCAAACCUCGUCGAAUUGAGAACCAGAAUGUUGUUUACCGCCUGGAGCGACGCCGGAUUUACUCGGGCAAGCCUGGUGCUCACUGGUACAUGGUGCGUUGCCUGCACCAGAACGUGUUUCCUAACUUCACUGUUGUUAAUGUAGAAAAGCCACCGUGUUUCCUGCGCAAGUUCUCUCCCGAUGGUCGCUACUUCAUUGCGUUUUCCCUCGACCAGACCUCGUUGGAGAUCUACGAGUACCAGGGCUGCCAGGCAGCCGAGGACCUCCUCCAGGGCUAUGAUGGCGAGAUCAUGCUGAAUGGCGCCAAUGACCUGCAGUCUGUCAACAUCCGCGGUAAAUUGUUUGAACGUUUCUUUGUCUUGCUGCAUGUCACGAGUGUAGCGUCGAAUGGGGAGCACCUGAAUCGUGAAUGUAGCUUGUUCACUGAUGAUUGCCGAUAUGUCAUUGUUGGCUCUGCUGCUUACCUCCCUGAGGAACCUCAUCCCCUGUUUUUCGAGGUUUACCGAAACAAUGAAUCUGUUACACCAAACCCUCGCUCUCCGUUAGAGGAUUACUCUCUGCACAUCAUUGACUUGCACACAGGGAGUCUUUGUGACACGAGGACCUUUAAGUGCGACAAGAUCAUUCUCUCCCACAACCAAGGGCUUUACCUGUAUAAAAACAUCCUGGCUAUUCUCUCUGUGCAGCAUCAGACCAUUCAUGUGUUCCAGGUUACCCCGGAAGGAACUUUCAUUGAUGUUCGAACCAUUGGACGCUUCUGUUAUGAAGAUGACCUCCUCACUGUGUCAGCUGUGUAUCCUGAGGUGCAAGGUGAUGCACAAAAUGCUACAUCACGCCCCUUUAAGGAGAAAACACUGAACUCGUUGAAGCACCGGCUGUUGGUGUACCUGUGGCAAAGGGCAGAGCACGAUGGCAGCGCCGCAGCUAAGCGCCGCUUCUUUCAGUAUUUCGACCAGUUGCAGCAACUGCGCAUGUGGAAGAUGCAGCUUCUGGAUGAGAAUCACCUCCUGAUAAAGUACACGAGUGAGGAUGUGGUGACCCUCCGGGUUACCGACCCCUCCCAGCCGUCAUUCUUUGUCGUAUACAAUAUGGUGACCACCCGGGUUCUGGCUGUGUUUGAGAACACUUGUGAUGAACUUUUACAACUGUUUGAAAAUUUCUGUGAUCUCUAUCGGAACGCUACACUGCACAGUGAGGCUGUGCAGUUCCCCUGCUCUGCAUCUAGCAAUAACUUUGCCAGACAAAUCCAGCGAAGGUUUAAAGACACUAUCGUGAACGCCAAAUAUGGGGGUCACACUGAAGCAGUGAGGCGACUCCUCGGGCAGCUGCCUAUCAGUGCACAGUCCUACAGCAGCAGCCCGUACCUUGAUCUCUCGCUCUUUAGCUACGAUGACAAGUGGGUCUCUGUCAUGGAGAGGCCCAAAACUUGUGGUGAUCACCCUAUCAGAUUUUACGCUCGGGACUCGGGUCUACUUAAGUUUAAAAUCCAAGCAGGGCUGCUGGGACGGCCAAUUAACCACACAGUGCGACGCCUGGUAGCUUUCACGUUCCAUCCGUUUGAGCCAUUUGCCAUAUCGGUGCAGAGGACUAAUGCAGAGUAUGUGGUUAGUUUCCACAUGCGGCACACGUGUGUGUGAAGACUGUGUGCAAUUUAUAGGCAUUUGUGCUGCUCAGAUUCGCUUUGUACCUUUUGUGGGGCCUCAUGAAGGAAUCCUAAUAAAACUCAAACUACCAAAGGUGGAGCUUUGAACUUCGGUAAAAGUGGUAAUACUGCUAAAUAACUGCCCCUUAAAGUGAGAUUCAGGCUUCUGAAUCAUCUUUGAUACCUGACAGGCUGAAUGAUCAGGAGCUUUAAUGCAGCGGUUUUCUCAGCUGAAAAGGUAAACCUUAUGUAUUUGGUGUGUUUGGGCUAUUAUCCCUAUCCCUCUGCAUCUAUCGUUCAUUUUCAGUUCAUUAUAUAUUAGAUGUCAAAAUAAUGGCAGAGUCUGGAUUUGACUGGUUAACUGCCAAAUAGGAAAUGAUGGACUCCGUGCAAUAAACUUUGUUCAUAGUUUUGCAACUUUGGGAAAAUGAAGUCCCAUUUUGAAAUGAGAAUAACCGAUGAAUGAGUCUCAGUGGUGAUCUUGGGGUGGAUGGGAUCCUGAAAAUGCUAGUAUAAUCAGUGAUAGAAACAGAAAAUGCUGGAAGUACACAAUGGCUCAAUUCAGUCUGGGAAAAGAGAACAUUCAGAUUAAGAACCUUUCAUUUGGAAACUUCCAAUCAUUAAUUGGUCCUGUCUAAAAUGUUAACCUGUUCUUUUUUCCAGCAGUUUUGUUUUUGUUCCCAGUUUUUGAUUGUUGUUGAAGUGAAACUGGGUGUAAACUACUAGCUCUGUCCAAUUUAAGGUACUGCGUUCUUUUAUUUCACUAGUGAUGUGAAUUCACUGAACCAGAUUUAAUUUUUUGUGGAAAUGUCUUGGUACAAUGCAACUCUUAAAAUUUGCUUUUUUUAUAUAAGAAUUAUUGUAUGAUGGAUUUCUAAUUUUACAAAUGAAAUAUCACAUGGGCUUUAAACUUAUUUUUUCAUAUGAACGCUACAUUUUGAAAACACCUUUUUAUGUAUGAACUUAUCACAUCAACUGUCAAUCAAAGUUUUUAGAAAAUGG